Molecule: messenger RNA, 3602 nt
Organism: Menidia menidia (Atlantic silverside)
Lineage: Eukaryota; Metazoa; Chordata; Actinopteri; Atheriniformes; Atherinopsidae
Source: the annotation of a GenBank genome assembly
ACUGGAUCAGAGUACUUGUUUCACUGCGUGUCUACCACACUUUGUGUCUCCUGCGCUCUCUUUUCGCCUUCAUUUUAUAACAUUUUUUGCUCUGACGCUGCUGGUAUUAAGCUCUCCCCACUGAUUUUCUACAGCUGCUCUUUAUCUUCAACCCCCCUUUGUUUUUUUUACCUCAAUUUUCCUAUUUGGUCUUCCCUCUCUAUUUUCACUUUGCCACUCUUUCUGCGCUGAUUCAGAGGAAUGCAGUAUGAGGCAAGCUGUGGCUCUUUGGCUGUUGAUACUUGCGACUCUGCUUCGAGCAUCGGUGCAGGGUCCACACCAGCGCUUUCUGCUCAGGGAGCUGAUGAGAGACUACAAUCCAAUGGAGAGACCAGUGGCCAACGACACUCAGACACUCACCGUCCAGUUCUCCUUUACUCUAAUGCAGGUCAUGGAUGUGGAUGAAAAGAAUCAGAUCCUCACCACAAAUGCCUGGCUGCAGAUGCAGUGGUAUGACCACUACCUCCAGUGGAAUCAGUCAGAAUAUCCCGGAGUCAAGAACCUCCGGUUUUCCCCCGACCAGGUUUGGACGCCCGACAUAUUGCUAUACAACAGCGCUCAUGAUAAGUUUGAUGCCACCUUUAAAACCAAUGUGCUGGUUAACUCCAGUGGCUUCUGUGAGUAUCUGCCUCCAGGAAUAUUCAUCAGCACCUGUAAUGUGGAUGUUAGAUGGUUUCCGUUUGACAUCCAGCGAUGUGAGCUGAAAUUUGGCUCAUGGACCUUUGAUGGCUGGCUUCUAGACAUCCAGAUGAAGGAGGCAGAUGUGUCGGGAUACAUGCCCAAUGGAGAAUGGGAUCUACUGGAGGUCCCUGGAGAUCGCCACGAGGUUUUUUAUGACUGCUGUGCAGAGCCCUACCCAGAUGUUACAUUCGUGGUGACAUUGCGAAGGAGGACCCUGUUUUACGCACUCAACCUCCUCCUUCCCUGCGUCCUCCUCUCCUCUAUGACCCUGCUUGUCUUUCUGUUACCUGCCAACUCAGGAGAGAAAAUCAGCCUUGGAAUCACGGUUCUGCUUUCUUUGACUGUGUUCAUGCUGAUGGUGGCAGAGAUUAUGCCAGCCACUUCAGAUUCGGUACCAUUGAUUGGUCAGUACUUUGCUAGCACCAUGGUGAUUGUUGGGAUGUCAGUGGUGGCCACCGUUAUUGUCCUCCAGUUUCAUCACCACAGCCCUGAUGAUGGACAUAUGCCACGCUGGGUGCACUUGGUUCUGCUCCAGUGGGUCCCUUGGUUUCUGCGGAUGAAGCGUCCGGGGGAGGGAGGUGAACCCACGCUUUCCAACUGCCAAGCAGACUCACAGAGCAAGACCCUGUCUUCUCCAACCACCACCACUACCACGACCACCAUCCCAACCCUAGCACCCUCCAUCCUCCCGCAGAGCCUCAGCUCCCUGCAGGCUAGUCUGGUGCAGCUCAGCCACCCCCUGUCGCACCCACUUCCUCAUCGACCAAUCUCCCAGGCUGUGAUCCUUCCCAAUCCAAGCCACAGAGACCUUAGCCCCAACCCACACUCUCAGCCUAACGGCCACCUACCUUACAUGGGCUUCCAAACCUUUCAGACUGCUGCAGAACUGGAACCCGUCCAGAGGAGCAGCGCCACAAGUCAUGGGAGGGGUAAUGCCGGAGCUGGAGAGGGAGAUGGAGGGGCAGCAGGAGGACCCGUUGGAGAUAUAUCAAUACAUCACCACCUCCAGUCCUCCAAGUAUGGGGGCACCCCUCUGGAGCCGCCAGUUUCUCCAGACCCGGAUCCUUCAAUCACAGCCUCUGGGCCGUGCGGCUCAGAGGCCGGAGGCGGGAGGUCGGCCGCACUACAAACCAGCGGUGGGAUGAUUCGAUCGGCUGCAGUGGACAACCAGCUGCAGGCGCUCCUGGUGGAGGUGCAGUUUUUGGUUGAACGUGUGCGUGAGCAGGACCGUCAGCUGAGCCGGGCAGAGCAGUGGCAGUUCGCGGCGGCCGUCAUCGAUCGACUGUGCCUGGUUGGAUUCAGUGUUUUCAACAUCAUCUGUACUAUCGCAAUUCUCAUGGCUGCGCCUAACUUUGGGGUAGCACUGUCCAAAGACUUCCUCUGAGGGGUGUAAAAAAACUGCUUUAAAAAAGAGGGAUGUGUGAGGAGGAUUGAUGGAAGCACAACUGCUGUGACACUGGGACACAGAAUGGGGAAAAUUCCCGUUUUGUAAGUUGGAGUUGGUUAUGGACAAGGUUUCAGAAGUAUUAUGAAUUAUUUUGGUCGAAGAAAAAACUGAUCCUCCACAUUACCUACGUACCAGCUCACUCAGUGUCAUAGUUUGACAGAUUGACUUGAUAAUUAUCUUAAUUUUAACAUCUGAAAAACAACUUUAAGUUUUUUAAGAGGUGACCUGUUUCUGCCAUUCACCUAUCACUUCUUUUAAAUCGGAAUGUGCAACUUUAUGUCUGCCAGAGGUAGACCUUGGAGACCUCAACUCGUUAUCAUGACUGAGACAACCAAAGAUCCACAAGUACUGCUCGACUGUCUGUUAGGUGAUGAUUAGAAAGCAGACUCCCAGAUAUCUGUGAUGCUUUGCCACUUCCAUCUUGGGAAUCAUAUUCCAGGUCCUCUGAAAAUCUGCACUUAUCUCAUUUGUUUGUUUUCAAAAUUAUUUGUCAUUCUUUUUGAAGAACUCAGUAGAAUAAUUCUGUACUAUGUAACUUUUUAAAGGUACAGCAUUUGUUUUUAAAUAACAUUUGUUAAAAGCCCUAUCUAAAAAAAAGUGUUUAACCUUAUUAAGAUUUCUGGCAACCAAAGUCUUUAUUAGAAACUUGUAAGUUUCCCAGUGGGUAGUAAAGAUCAGAGUACAUAGUACUUUUGAUCAUCUGAGUAGACAGAUGAUUACAAGUAACAUAACAUGCACAGGGUGAACAUUCUGAGUAAACUAUGUAAAAGUUGUAGCUCACAUCAACAAACUAGACAGGGGACCAUACCUCUGUCUGAUUUGAAUUGCUGAAAAGGGGCCUGAGAGUAUAAAGGAUUCAGAUGUUUGCUACCCCCAAGCACUUCUGCAAAAUGACCACUCUCAGUCCAGUCUAACCGCAUACUAACUGCAAACUAAGAGUAUCUUUGGUCUUUAUGAGAUUGGAUGUACAAAAUGACUGUGGCCAGAAAUUUCACACAUGAAAACUCUGUGCGCCGUAAGGCUAUCUUCAUAUUUGGAGCUUAAUACUAGCAGAAAGCACACAGGCAUUCCCUGAGGAAUAUUUAACAGGCUGCCGAAGGGAUAUCACCGGUCUGCUGCAUCAUCUGUAAAGCUAGUCAGGCUUUGAUGUGAUUUUUUAAAAGAAAAAAUGCUCUUAUGUCUUUUCCUACCAUAUCCCAGUGAUUAACCAUGAAAGCAUAUUGGCACUUAAAUGAAUGCCCUCUCCCAUAUUUCUAUACAGUUGUCAAUUAUGAUCAAACUGCCAUGUGUGAAAUGAAAGAAUAAAUUGACUUUCACCAAACACACAUCUCAUCAGUCAAUAAACACACAUUCACCAACGUUUAAACGGACCCUCAAAGGAAAUCAUUUUCAGUGGAAAUGUUGGGCACUUGAAUUUGGAAGGUGGCAUACUGAG